CUCUCACCACCUUUUAUGAUCUAGCCAGACUUGGCGAGCUACUACCGAACAGUCAACACAACAUCACCAAAGUCCCGACGCUGCAAGCACUAAAGUUCGAGAAAACCAGUGGCGAUACAUUCGUCACAAUACAACUAGCAAAGAUGAAAAAUCACAAAUCAGCUAACCGAAUAUCACUAGUCAUCAACCCUACCAAUGACAGCCUCUGCCCUUGCCCUGUAUGCGCGCUGAAAUCCUACACACAGCUUCGAACACAAGCAUCGUACGCUAAACACAGCACAACCCUGUUCAUCAAACAAGACGGCACAUGGGCCACAAAAUACUGGUUCGUCUCUAAACUCAAAAAACUCCUCCCCCACGAGGACAUAGCUGGACACAGCUUUCAGGCAGAAGGCACCACUGAGCUAGUAUCUCGCGGGGUACAACUG
Molecule: messenger RNA, 428 nt
Organism: Racocetra persica
Lineage: Eukaryota; Fungi; Glomeromycota; Glomeromycetes; Diversisporales; Gigasporaceae
Source: the annotation of a GenBank genome assembly